AUGGAAAAAAAAAAAAAUUUAGAUAAGCAAUAUUCAAAAGAACAAGAAACAUUUAAAAAACUAAUAACAAUUCAUUUAUAAUAUUUUGAAAAAAACUCUGAAUGGACCGAUUACAAUAGUUGGUUAAUAAAACUAGGUUAAAUUCUAGACGAAAACAAACUGCCAUAAAUACCUGAAAAACUCUAAUUGUCCAAAAGAUUAGCCUAAUGUCUUCACCCUUCUUUACCCGCAAAAGUUCAUGAAUAAGUCCUUAUUAUAUAUAUGAAAAUAUUUAAAAAUAUAAAAUUAAUUAAAGAAAAUGAGUCAAAGUAAAAAUAUAUAAAUUAAUUUUCUUAAGAAAUAUAUUUAUAUUCUAUGGGAAUUCUUCCUUUUUAUUAAUUCGCUUCUUUAUAAAUAAAACCAUAAUUUUUGAAACUUAUAGAUGACUUUUUUUUAGAUUUGGAAAUUUAAUUAAUUCCCUUUCUUCCUGCACUUAUAGCUAGUAUUCUUCCAGGUUUGUAGGACAAUGAUGAAUAAAUAAAAAAACAAACUUAAAAUAUUUUAGAUAAAAUAUAAUCUAUAGUAGGAUAUAAGUAUUUUUUUUCGGCUUUAUGGCUCACUAUUUUACGAGUUCCAAGAAUAAGAAUUGUUGGGUAUAAAUUAUUAAAUAAAAAAACAUCGAAUAUAUAAAAUAUGGAAGAUUCAGGGUUAUUUAGGGACAAUGAUUAAGUUUUAUAAAAUACUAUAUCUUGUUCUUCAUUAUAUUCGAAUUAAAUAGAUUUUAAAUAAAAAAAUAGUACGUAAAAUAUUAAUAAUGAAUCUAAUUUAUAAGAUGAUUAGAAUAAAAAAAAUGAUGAAUAUUUAUCUUCUAGCUCUUAAGACGUAUAGAUUGAAGACCCUAUAGUUAAAAUAUAGGAAGAAUUAUUAAGUAAUGUAGUAAAAACGAGUAAACAAAUAACUGGAAACGAUGUUUUAUUCCCAAAUGCGAGUAGUUUAAUUAUAAAUGCGCUUUUAAAUACACUGGAAGAUGAAAAUAAUUUAAUAAGAAGAUAAGGAUUGGAUUAUAUAAUAAAUACUUUCCCAAUAUAAAAUGAUACUAUUUUUUCCAAAAACGAUAAAAAGCUUUUAAUUUAAUCUUGUUUAUAAUUAUUAGUUAAAAACGAAUACGCGAUUGUUAGAAGAAUUAAUACAUGGCUUUUUGGACCACCUGAUACUUAAAAUAUGUUCAAUAUAAAAGAAAAUGAAGCAGUUAAUGUUUUGCAAUUAAUAAUGGAAACUUUUGAGGAAAUUCUUUAAAAAAAUAUUAAUUCAGAACCAUUGAAAAUUUUGUAAAAUUUUUACAGAGAACAUGCACAUUUUAUACCUAAAACUAUCACUUUUAUUGCUUUCCCGUUAAUUAAGUAUAUGUUUAAAAAUAAAAAUGAUGAAAAUAUUCAAAAAUCUUCAGAAAGGUUACUGGAAAGUAUUUCUAAUCAUUUAGACACUAUUUUAAAUGUUUUAGGUAUAUACAUAUUAAUAUAUAAAUAUAUAUUUAUAUAAUAUUUAUAUCUUAAAGAUUAGGAGAAACAAUAAUAGAUAAUAAAAAUGAAGAAGAAGCUUUUGAAGUCAUAGAAUUAAUUGAAUUUACAUUUUUAAUGUAACCUCAAUAAGAUGAAGAUGAUAAAAAUAACGUAAUAAAAAUAUUUGAAUGUAUAAAGCCUAUAAUAAAAGAAAUAUUAUUAACAUUUAUUAAAAUCGGCCCUUAAUAAAUUGUUUAAUUAAAAUAUAAAAAAAGUGCUUUAAAUUUAAUUCUCAUUAUGA
Molecule: messenger RNA, 1779 nt
Organism: Ichthyophthirius multifiliis
Lineage: Eukaryota; Ciliophora; Oligohymenophorea; Hymenostomatida
Exons: 3
Biological process (GO): Golgi to endosome transport
Cellular component (GO): endosome; trans-Golgi network
Source: RefSeq, a predicted model, not a curated record